Molecule: messenger RNA, 825 nt
Organism: Aspergillus chevalieri
Lineage: Eukaryota; Fungi; Ascomycota; Eurotiomycetes; Eurotiales; Aspergillaceae
Exons: 3
Coding region: 1-825 (274 amino acids)
Biological process (GO): circadian rhythm
Source: RefSeq, a predicted model, not a curated record
AUGUCUAGCAUGCGUCCAACUCUCCUGCUAUUCCAUCCGCAAUUGCGCACUUCGCUGCCCCGAACCAUGCAGAGGGAUCUCAGCAGCCGACUGUUUGCCCGCUUAAAGACGACGACAACGAAUUAUCUAAAGAAUCCUCGAGCUGCAAAGGAAGAACCCCCGCAAUUGAAAACAAAAGAUGGCUCUCCGGCUGGCCUGCGUACUCCGGCAUCAUCCCCGGCCGCACAUGCAAAAACCGCUAUCCGACGAGGACCACCGGAGCGUGUUCUGAUCUACCAUGGAGGAACGGGUCGGACAAUCUUCCUGGGGAUGUUACGGGUCACUACCAUCUUUCUCUUCGGCGCAUCCUGCCUGCUUGUUGCGCCAGCUUUUGCCGCCGAUGAAUAUCCGUGGUAUAUAGCUCCUGCUGUCGUCGCCGGAGGCACAAUCCCCAUGCUCUUCGUCGCCUACACCUCCGCCCCGUUCGUCAACUUUGUCCACCUAGCCCUCCCCGUCUUCGCCCGCCGCUCUCGCGAACAAGCACUUCAAUACGCAAAGAACCUUCCUCCUACCGCUACCCUCUACAUUAACACCAUGAAAUUCACAACAGUUCCCCGCCACACAGAGGUGCGAGUGGGCGAUCUCGUUGCAGACAAGGCACUGCUACGGCCCGUAAGCUUUCGGAAUCAGAAUCCUGCUCCGCUGCCUUGGUGGCAGGGAAGGACGUUAAAGCAGUUUUGGGCGAUGGAGAAGAGUAAGCCGGGGAAGCAGUCUACGACGUUUUAUCCUGAGCUGUGGGAGUAUGUAUACAGGCAGAUACAGAAUAAUGUGCCAAAGAAGCGUUGA